This is a messenger RNA of Oppia nitens, 1080 nucleotides long. RefSeq lists its product as uncharacterized. The transcript has 4 exons. The record is from RefSeq and is a predicted model, not a curated record. The coding region runs from base 1 to 1080 and encodes 359 amino acids. NCBI's taxonomy places the organism in Eukaryota, Metazoa, Arthropoda, Arachnida, Sarcoptiformes, Oppiidae.
AUGUAUUUUUCAGUGAUAAUUAUCUUUAAGUUAAUUUCAUCGAUAGUCUCAUUGACUUUGUUCUGCACUAAUGACACCCGAAAUAGUUUAGUGGACACAGUGUUCAGCGCUAAGGGAAUAAUCUAUGCCUUUCGUAAACCAAAUGUUUGGUUAAUUGAGAAGAAUAGGGCACACAAUUGGUACCAAAUCGGUGAUGCCUUUAAAUUACAAGAUUUGUUCAAAGAUUUUCCUCACAAAAGCUUUGACGGCGCUAUAGUGAUGACAGACAUUGUCCGCUGUAACGACUCGGUCAUUGACUGUCCGUAUUCAUCACCAGAGUUUGAUCCGUCGAACAUAACGCUAAUAUUUUUUGGCGAAAACUUUUAUAUCUAUCGGCGCAUCAAUGAAGGAUUAUUCACUCGUUAUGAAUGGGGUGACCGACAAAACACGACUAUUCCGUGGAAACUCAAGGAAUCGGAGAGUCUAAGUAUUAAAAGAUUGUUUGCUAUUGAAAAUGAUGUCAAACGUAUUGAUGGUGCAGUCUAUAUGAUGCCCAAAGACAUGAAUAGUCCGAUCAGAAAAUUGGGACUUUUAUAUAAAACACAAGGAUUACAAAAAUUCAAAGAAUACAAUAUCGGUAGCGAAUCGUUGACUCAAAAGGAGUUUAUUUUGAAUCCCGGAUUAACUGGACAACCGAUGGGAGGAAUGUCGCCAUUUGCUAAAGACCUCACUUUUAUAUCCGAUAACACACUCUACUCUUUAGAGUUGAAACACGAUUUUCAAAAGAAAUCAAUGCUUUACCCAAAAAAUAAAACAGCCUGGCAAUUUUUUAAUUGCGAUACAUUAAAAGUGGAAGAAUCAACUCUGACUACAAAUACCACAACCUCAACAACUAUUCAGAUGAAUAGCACUUCUCAAGAAACGAAUACAACUUCAACAACAAAUUCAAUGACAACUUCAACUACAACGAUGGCGGCUAUAACAACAACUAAGUCAUACAUACCGAUUGAAACAGAGAAGCAAAUCGGACAGAUAGACAUAGUUGAGUUUGACGAGGACAGGGAGUAUCGCCGCAAUGUCCUCACUCUUACCGUACGGUAA